This is a messenger RNA of Pseudonaja textilis, 1522 nucleotides long. RefSeq names its product DNL-type zinc finger protein. The record is from RefSeq and is a predicted model, not a curated record. Lineage: Eukaryota; Metazoa; Chordata; Lepidosauria; Squamata; Elapidae. Gene Ontology annotation, molecular function: protein-folding chaperone binding; zinc ion binding. Gene Ontology annotation, biological process: protein import into mitochondrial matrix; protein folding; protein stabilization. Gene Ontology annotation, cellular component: mitochondrion.
CUGUUCUGUUCUGAUUAAAGCCGACAUAAGCCACUGAAGUCUGGGCUGCAUGAGUUUCCCAUCUCCAGCUCUGCAAGCGAGGGCACGGAGAGAAUUCCCUUGGCAGUCUGUCCCUUCCUGCCAAGUUCCUCCUCCUCCUCUCUGCCAAGCAUCAAAAAUGCCACUUUCUGGCAAGCCAGGCUUGUGUUUUGUACACACAGCUGCCGGGAGUGAAAACAUUCAACAGAAGCUUUUUAACUGCCAGCCACCGAAAGGGGCCCUGAAAUCUACCAUAUGUUCUCUCUGGGAAAAUGCAACGGAAAGGAAAAAGGAGAAGGAACAGCAGUAAUGGGAGGGCUGAGCAAAGGGUCCCAGAGGACACUGUUGCCAAUAGCCCUGUGUGUUUUUCAGGGUCAAAAAAGGCAAGGGCCAGCCGGUCCAGGAUGCUUGGAUGGUUUGGAUCAUAAGCCCCAUUUGAGGUCCCAGAGAAAUCUCCUUGGUAUUUUGGAAUCUCAUUGAGUUGGACUUGUGGUGGUGUCAUCCUCGAUUUCCUAGAAAGACGCCAAUUGCAAAGGUCCUCAGCUGACCUCUAGAGCGUCUUGGCCAGCCUACCUGGACAGGUUGUUGUGAGGCUCUAAUUUCAUAAUAAAACACAGUAUCCAACCUGCUUGGCAGGAAGGCAGACUGGGGAGCUGCCCUGCAAAGAAAACUGAACACCUCUGGGCUGCAAUAUUCCCGAGGGCCGACAGAUGGCCCCGUCCUUUGCUGCCCCCUGAUGGCCGGUAGCGGAGUUGCUUUCAAGGCCGGGAAAGGCGGCGGCGUCGCCUCCCACAGUAAAGAUGGCGGCCGCGGCCUUCCAAGCGCUGCUCCGGCCUCCCCGUUGGCGCUUUCUCGGCAGGUGUAAGUCUCCGGCGGUCGUGGGAGUCGGGGCGCGGGGCCUGGGCAGGUGGCCGGUGCGGGGGGCAACGGCUUCAUCGUCCCCGGCAGCGGCUUCGCGACGACGAGCCUUGUCGGUGGGACCCGGGGAGCGGCAGCCACAGGAGGGCCGGCUCGCAAAGGCGGAGGAGGCGACGCACUAUCGGCUGCUGUUCACGUGUAAGGUAUGCAACACACGAUCUGCGAAAACUAUUUCCAAGGUGGCUUAUCAUCAUGGAGUCGUGAUAGUGAAAUGCUCGGGGUGCAACAACCAUCAUGUGAUUGCUGAUAACUUGGGCUGGUUCUCUGACUUGGAAGGGAAGAGGAACAUUGAGGAAAUCCUUGCAGCCAAAGGAGAGAAAGUGAGGCGAGUGGCAGGCGAAGACGCUCUCGAACUCUUAGUUGAAGACCCCAAAUUGCUGGAACUUCUGAGCAAAGCAGAAGGAGAGAAAGAUCCAAAGUGAUCAAAAUAGACAUCUUCAAUCAACCCUGGGGGAAAAAAACUUCCCUAAGUUAGACCUUUAUUUGAAGUAACGCUUUGUAGUGUUCCUUCAGUUGAGUUUUUUCCAAUCUUGUGGAUUGCAGGAUUGUUGUUUCUUGGGAAAUGUUUUUUUCCAGCUGCACAGGA